AUGUUAGUCUCUUACCAGAAGAUCAAGAGUUUCGGGACUUCUUCAAAGAGGCUGCAAAAAAUCGUCAUUCGGAGGUCUAGAGAUAAACAUUCUGAGAUUGACUGUUGGAAGAGAGAAGAAAGCGAUCCCUCCACCGAGGAGGAAGAGAUGUUUCUUAACUCAGUCUAUGGUAUGGAGGGGGAGGAUAUGGGAACUCCAGAAACAAUCUUCAACGAUACCUCCUCUAUGCAGAUUGGGGAAGCAAGCACACCAGAAGAAGGCCGUCCUGCACACUCGGCAAAGGUCGAGGCAUUAUUGACGAACCUUGAUUUAGAGAGAGCUAACUUCGACAGGCCGAAGCCUCUGAAAAGUGUCGUCUUCAGCUGCUGGACCAAGAUGCUAGACCUAGUCCAGGACGCCCUCCGGGCAAAGGGGUUCAACUACCAACGAAUAGACGGGCAGUCGAGCCUGAAGGCCCGAUCAGAGGCCAUGGAGAUAUUCACCGAGGAUAGCAACUGCACAGUCAUGCUGGCGAGCAUAGGAAGCGCCGGCGAAGGUGUGGAUUUCACAGUCGCACAAUACGUCCACCUCCUCGAGCCGCACUGGAACCCCAUGGCCGAGGCCCAGGCUGUGGACAGGGUGCAUCGCAUCGGCCAGACAUCGCCCGUCACUAUCACGCGAUACAUCGUGCCCGAAUCUGUCGAGACUUACAUCCAAUGGGUUCAGAGCGACAAGCUCAGAAUUAUCAACCUGUCUUUUGACGCAAUGAGCGAGGAUGCGGUGAAGAUCGAGGAAAGGCGGUGGCAGAAACUUCAGAGUUACUUGCAGUAG
Molecule: messenger RNA, 810 nt
Organism: Durotheca rogersii
Lineage: Eukaryota; Fungi; Ascomycota; Sordariomycetes; Xylariales; Xylariaceae
Product: P-loop containing nucleoside triphosphate hydrolase protein
Exons: 6
Coding region: 1-810 (269 amino acids)
Source: RefSeq, a predicted model, not a curated record